AACAAACACAAAAAGCUCAAUUUCUGCCAUAGAAGUCUACCCACAAAAGCUUGAGAAGACGAAGAAAGAAGAAGAUUGAUCCAGAAAUGGAUUUACCAAAAUCUAUUCUACUACUCAUUUUCAGAUACUUUCUUUUCAUCUUCCAGAAUUUACACCGGUUUUCAAUCUCAAUUACAUUCGAUUCCUUUCAAGAAACCAUUUCCAGGGUUUUCCAGGCUCCGAUCGUCGUUGCAUCCAUCGAUACAAUGCUGUCCCUCUAUUUUCAUAUGUGCAAUCUUUCGCCAUGCACCAUAGAUUUAGAUGACAAAACCACCAUGCAUUUCUGGACCCCGAAACACAGGAGAUUAAACAAGCCUGAUCUGGUGAUUCUCCAUGGCUAUGGAGGCAAUUCCAGGUGGCAAUUUGUGUACCAGGUUGGUUCAUUAUCUAAUAGGUUUAAUCUUUACGUGCCGGAUUUGUUAUUCUUCGGCAAAUCCUACACUACCAGGCUGGAGAGAAGUGAUUAUUUCCAGGCUGAGUGUGCGGUAGAAGGGCUGAAAAAAUUGGGCGUGGAGAGGUUCUCGGUUUAUGGAAUCAGUUACGGCGGUUACGUGGCGUACCGUAUGGCUGAGAUUUAUCCUCAGGUGGUUGAGAAGGUUGUGAUUGUGAGCAGUGGAAUAAGCUGCACGGAGAAUCAGAAAGAUGGGCAUCUGAAAAGAAUUGGGAGAUCUCUUUUGGGAAUUCUGGUUCCUCAAAGUCCUCAAGAUCUACGGUUGCUAGUUAAUUUAUCUGUUUACAAUCAAUAUUUGAUCAAUUGGGCCCCUGAUUUCGUGCUUCGACAGUUCAUCAAGAUUAUGUAUGACAGUCACAGGAAGCAGAAGCAGGAGCUGGCAGAGUACUUACUGUAUAAAGGUGCCAAUCCAAACAUACCCAUUUUAUCUCAGGAAACACUGAUAAUUUGGGGUGAUCAAGACAAUUUCUUUCCACUGGACUUUGGCUAUCAGUUACACAGCCACUUGGGACCCAAAUCAAGGCUGGAGAUCAUCAAGAACACAGGCCAUGCUGCAAAUGUUCAAUCACCUUCACAACUCAACAGCCUAAUUACAUCUUUUGUUUUGGCUCAGUCCUAGCUUCCUUGCUACGUUUAAUUUUGGACAUUUCUCAUUCAGGCAUGUAGAGGGGCUAAAUUAAUGUUAAUUAGUCUUUGUUUUUGUGAGAUCAAGUUCUGAAUUUUCUCUUCUUUAAUCUUUGUAUAUGGGAUUUAAUUGAAGAAAAAUGCUAAAUUUACCCACCCAUGGGUAGCCCAACGGUAA
This is a messenger RNA of Pistacia vera, 1292 nucleotides long. Its product is annotated as 2-hydroxy-6-oxononadienedioate/2-hydroxy-6-oxononatrienedioate hydrolase-like. Bases 87 to 1109 code for a protein of 340 amino acids. The transcript has 4 exons. The record is from RefSeq and is a predicted model, not a curated record. NCBI's taxonomy places the organism in Eukaryota, Viridiplantae, Streptophyta, Magnoliopsida, Sapindales, Anacardiaceae.